This is a messenger RNA of Ipomoea triloba (trilobed morning glory), 2225 nucleotides long. Its product is annotated as probable myosin-binding protein 5. Gene Ontology annotation, molecular function: myosin binding. The transcript is spliced from 3 exons. The record is from RefSeq and is a predicted model, not a curated record. NCBI's taxonomy places the organism in Eukaryota, Viridiplantae, Streptophyta, Magnoliopsida, Solanales, Convolvulaceae. Bases 344 to 1855 code for a protein of 503 amino acids.
AAGCCACAAAAAAUGUGAGAGACCGCAAAUUGCUGUAAAAUGUUUGGACCAGGCCAAUUCUUCCUCAAAGUGAAACAAAAUCUGCCACUCAAUUCUUGUAUAAGUAUAGUUGUCAGCCCAAAUCUCUUCUUCAGUCUUGCUCCUACUUUCAACACAAUAAACAGAAAACCGAAAGAGAGAGGGGGAGAGGGGUCAUGAUCCAGUUGUGGUUCAAUUAAUCACAGCAAGGUCAUGAUCUGUCUCAUCUAACCAAACCCAAAUUUGGUUUUGAUCCCUCCUCCCAACCACAUCCCCAGCCUGUUGAUUCAAUUCUCUCAACAAACAAAUUUCCUAGCUCCAAAAAAUGGCCGCUGCCGCGUCUAUUGCCCCGCCUACCCUGUCAUUCAAGCGUUUUGUGGAAAAAAAGUUUCCAAAGUGUGUGCAUUUGUUCAUAUAUGCUGUCCUAGAAUGGAUGAUGAUCAUGAUGAUUCUCCUUGAUGGGUUUCUUGGGUUCUUAUCCGAUGAAUUCGCCAGGUUUUUUGAGCUAAGCAUCCCUUGUUUGUUCUGUACGAGGUUCGAUUAUGUCAUGUCUCACAGGAAACAAAAUUUCUGCUACAAUGACUGCAUCUGUGAAGAUCACAAGAGGGACGUUUCCUCCCUCGCAUAUUGCCAUAUUCACAAGAAGCUUUCUGAUAUCAGGAACUUGUGUGAUAACUGCCUUAUUUCCUUUGCCACCUCCAAAGAUUCUGAUUGUGAGAGGUACAAGCUUCUGUUGGGCAUUCUGCACAAGGAUGCUGGCUGCUGUGCUGAUGAUGGUGCCAGAGUUUCUGUGAAAUCUAUGAAGACAGUGACAGACAACGAGGAGGCUGACAACGACAACAAGAGGUGUUCGUGUUGUGGGGAUUUCAUCCAAAGGCUCAAGUAUAAGAGGACUCUAUCCAUGAACUCCAGUGCUCCUGCUCCAUCGCCUCGCGCCUGGAGAAACGAACAAGUCCGGGGUGUGGAAUCACCUCGCAUUCGUUACACAGAGAUCAAGUUGAUGUCUGAUAAUGACUCUGAGCUUCCAAAUGAGGAAGAUUCUUCUUCUACUGCAGUCAAAGAUGACACUAAAUCAGAGGGAGUCCAAGAAGAAGCUUGCAGAACCCCUAGUUUUCUAAGAGCAAACAGGUUUUCCCCUUUGUCAGAUUCAGCUCAAGCAAGUCCUAGGAUGUCUAGGGCCUCUAGGCUGUCAAUGGAUAUUUCAGAUUCCAAUGACACAAAUGCGAGGCAGGAGCGUUUGGAUGACAAAUCUCUCAUGGAACUAAAGAUGGAACUGGAUGAAGAAAGAAACGCUUCCGCCAUUGCAGUCAACAAUGCAAUGGCAAUGAUCACUAGACUGCAAGAAGAGAAGGCAGCCCUUCAAAUGGAGGCAUUUCAGUACCAAAGAAUGAUGGAAGAAGAGGUAGAAUUUGAGCAAGAAGAAGUGGAACUAAUGAAGGACAUGCUGAUAAAGAAGGAUGAGGAAAUGAAGAUUAUGGCAUCUGAGCUCGAGGCUUACAGACAAAAGUAUGGACCUCUCGAGAGAGUAGAUGGAGAGGCCUAUGAAGUUCACGGGGACGAAGAUUAUCAAGAGCUGAGAUCCCAUUACUUAUCAUCCUUAGGAAUGUCAGAAUGUGCCAGCCCUACUGAAGUAGACCAUUUUGAGCAUUCUGGCACUUACACAGCUGGGAAUUUGGAGGAAUCAUGUGCAGAUUAUGAGUUUGAGAACUCUCAUCUUUCGGGUUCGGGUUGGAUAACCAAUGUUGAAAACAAGACUACUGGAUCUUCAGAUGAAGAAUUUCCUUCAUCUGAACUCAAUGAAGUUAAUCAGGAAGAUGAUGACAGACAAGGGAAUUGAGGAGAUCAGUGGAGGAGGCAUCACAGAAAGAAUCAUCAAGAUGCAAAACAUGACAUUUUUCUUGAAGAAAGAGAAAUAGUAAUUCAGCAGUACUAAGUAAUGUUGUCUAGUGCAGCAGCCUAGCUACGUUUUGCUGCUACUGGAUCAUAUUUAGUACGCCAUUAAUGUUUCCAUAUUAGAAUAUAACAUAGCUUCUUUUUGUCCUGGAAGGAGCUUUGAAAUCUCAGCUUUUGCAUCAAUAUAAUGCAGCUUGAGUUCAUUUUUUUUCCUGAGGACUGCUCUCUGAUUCUUUCCCUCCUUGUAAUGUUCAUCAUAUUAAUUUCUGUUGUAAAAAUUUAUGGUAAUAAAAAUUCAUUUUACUUCUUAUAAA